AAGCAUGAUUUCACGCUUGACCUCCAAGAAAAGAUGCAAAUCUUCGUGACAGAGACGCUAGAAGGCAGGACCAUCACUCUUGAGGUGGACAGCCUAGACACCAUUGACAAGGUGAAGGCCAAGAUCGAAAACACUGAGGGCUUCCCCAAGGUUCAGCAGUGCCUCAUCUUUGCCAACAAACAGCUGGAGGACGGCAAGUGCACCUUGGCUGACCACAACAUCUGUAAAGGGUCCACUCUUUUCCUCAUCCUCCUCCCGUGUAGCCCGGAUGUUGUGAUGCCAAUCUUCGUGAAGACGCCGCAAGGGAAGAUCCUCACCUUUAAGGCUGGGAGCUCGGACACCGUCAACAGUAUCAUGGUGAAGAUCUACGAGAAGAACGGCGUUCCCCCUAUACAGCAGCGCCUCGUCUUUGCUGGCAAGCAGCUGCAUGACGACCGCACCCUGGCAGACUACAAUAUUCAGAGCGAGGAUACCCUUCAUUUGGUGUUCCGCCAAUGUGAAAAGAUGCAAAUCUUUGUGACGGAAACGCUAGAAGGCAGGACCAUCACUCUCGAAGUCGACAGCCUAGACACCAUUGACAACGUGAAGGCCAAGAUCGAAGACAUUGGGGGCUUUCCCAAGGUCCAGCAGUGCCUCAUCUUUGCCAACAAGCAGCUGGAGGACGAAAAGCUCACCUUGGCCGACCACAACAUUUGUAAAGGGUCCACUCUUCUCCUUAUCCUCCUCCCAUGUAGUCCAACUUUUGUGAUGCAAGUAUUCGUGAAGAUGCCGCAAGGGAAGGUCCUCACCCUUCAAGUCGGGCAAUCGGAUACCAUCAACAGUGUCAACGUGAAGAUCUAUGAGAAGAACGGCGUUCCCCCUAGACAGCAGCGCAUCAUCUUUGCUGGCAAUCAGCUGGAGGACCACCGCACCCUGGCGGACUACAAGAUUUACAGCGACUCUACCCUUCAUUUGGUCAUUCGCCUCUUAUCCGGAAUGCAUAUCUUUGUGAAGACCCCCACCGGCAGGACAAUCUGCCUCAACGUCCACUCAUCAGACACCCUGUACACCGUCAAGGCAAAGAUCCAGCAGCAGUACCGCCUCUCCUUCGAUGGGGUGCAGCUAGAAGACAACCAUACAUUGGCCGAUUAUGGCAUCCAGCAUGACUCUACGAUUGACCUCCGGGAAAAGAUGCAAAUCUACGUGACGGAGACGCGUGCUGGCAGGACUAUCAUCCUUGAGGUCGACAGCCUAGACACCAUCGGUAACGUGAAGUCCAAGAUCGAGGAUAUGGAGGGCUUUCCGAAGGGUCAGCAAUGCCUCAUCUUCGCUAACAAACAGCUGGAGGACGACAACCGCAGCUUGGCUGACCACAACAUCUGGAAGGAGUCCACCCUCCUCCUCGUCCUCCGGACGUGUAGGCCUGGAGAAAGUAGGAUGAUGCACAUCUUUGUCAAGACUCUGGAAGGGAAGACCCUCAACCUUGAGGUUGAGAGCUCGUAUACCAUCGAGAAUGUCAAGGUGAAGAUCUACGAGCAGGACGGCACUUGCCCUAUGCAGCAGCGCAUCAUCUUUGCUGGCAAGCAUCUGCAGGACGACCUCACCCUGGCGGACUACAACAUUCAGAGAGAAUCUACCCUUCAUCUUGUUCUCCGAGACUCAUCCGGAAUGCGUAUCUUUGUGAAGACCCCCACCGGCAGCACAAUCUGCCUCAAGGUCCACUCAUCAGACACUCUGUACACUGUCAAGGCAAAGAUCCAGCAGCAGUACCGCCUCUUCUUCGAUGGGGUGCAGCUAGAGGACAACCGUACAUUGGCCGAUUAUGGCAUCCAGCAUGACUCUACAAUUGACCUCCAGGAAAAGAUGCAAAUCUACGUGACAGAGACGCGGGCAGGCAGGAUCAUCACCCUUGAGGUUGACAGCCUAGACACCAUUAGUAACGUGAAGUCCAAGAUCCAGGACAUGGAGGGCUUUCCCAAGGGCCAGCAGUGCCUCAUCUUUGCCAACAAGCAACUGGAGGACGACAAGCGCACCUUGGCUGACCACAACAUCUGGAAGGAGUCCACCCUCCUCCUCGUCCUCCGCCCCUGUAGGCCAGGAGCAAGUAGGAUGAUGCACAUCUUUGUCAAGCCUCUGAAAGGGAAGACCCUCACCCUUGAGGUUGAGAGCUCGUAUACCAUCGACAAUGUCAAGGUGAAGAUCUACGAGCAGAAAGGCACUCCCCCUAUGGAGCAGCGCCUCAUCUUUGGUGGCAAGCAGCUGGAGGACGGCCGCACCCUGGCGGACUACAACAUUCAGAGCAAAAACACCGUUCAUUUGGUGUACCGCCUUUGUGGUUGCUGAGCUGCAUGGCCUGCCAUUCAGUAACUAGUUUUAUUUUGCUGGAGCCUUCCUUCGAGUAGUAGUGCAUUGUCACUAAACUAUCAUUCUAGUACUGUCCGUUAGUAUAUAUGCGCCAGUAUUGUUCCUUCACAAUAGAAGCGUAUCAUUUAGUAUAGUAUGUCAAUGUCUCGAGUAGUUCUUUUUAGUAUCUAUCAAGAGUCCCUGGGUCUGUAUUGUCCUCAGUUGAUUGAGAAUACAGUUUGUAUGCAGUUUGAUUGACCGACAAAA
Triticum aestivum (bread wheat) is the source of this 2589-nucleotide messenger RNA. RefSeq names its product polyubiquitin-C. Gene Ontology annotation, molecular function: protein binding. Lineage: Eukaryota; Viridiplantae; Streptophyta; Magnoliopsida; Poales; Poaceae. The record is from RefSeq and is a predicted model, not a curated record. The coding region runs from base 34 to 2322 and encodes 762 amino acids. The transcript has 6 exons.